GGCCGAGCAGAUGAUGUGGACGUACCGCAGCUUCCUGUGUGUGUCUCUGGUUUGUGGUCUAGCUCUGGACUCCAACACCAUCAGAUCCUCUAAAGAGGCGACGCUCCAGAACUCCGAGCUGCAGAGGGGGGGCUGCAGUAACCGGGCUCAGAGGAGACCGACCAGCAUGGACCGACACCAGAACUCGGACAGAUAUGCAGAUGAUCGUGGACUCAACCGGACCAGAGCUCCAGAGAUGUCUGGAUGUGUGCGGUCGGGCGACUGUGCUGCAGGGCUCUGCUGCGUCCGGUACCUGACCGGGAAACGGUGCCAGAGCAUUCCCGUGGAGGGCGAGGCAUGCCUGCUGCGGGGGCCCACCAAGCUCAGGAGGAACCUGGGCCGCUGCGACUGUGCCGCCGGCCUCUCCUGCGCCGCUGUGGGCCGAGCCGAACCGGGCAAAAGCAAGCGCCAGGGGGUGUGCGUGACCAGGCCCAAACAGGCCCAGAGGAAGACGAGACAUUCUGGGAGGAAGAGGACUGAGGAGCUGCGCUGCUGAAGAAGUCCAGAGCUGAUUGACUCAUUUUGGUUUUGCGUCUCUGGGGUCACACGGAGGCGAUGGGUGUCAGACCCUAACCCAACCU
This is a messenger RNA of Nothobranchius furzeri (turquoise killifish), 620 nucleotides long. RefSeq names its product dickkopf-related protein 1. Gene Ontology annotation, molecular function: co-receptor binding; receptor antagonist activity. Gene Ontology annotation, biological process: negative regulation of canonical Wnt signaling pathway. Lineage: Eukaryota; Metazoa; Chordata; Actinopteri; Cyprinodontiformes; Nothobranchiidae. The record is from RefSeq and is a predicted model, not a curated record.